Messenger RNA from Mus caroli (Ryukyu mouse), 1234 nucleotides. Its product is annotated as membrane-spanning 4-domains subfamily A member 4D-like. Gene Ontology annotation, cellular component: Golgi apparatus; plasma membrane. The record is from RefSeq and is a predicted model, not a curated record. Lineage: Eukaryota; Metazoa; Chordata; Mammalia; Rodentia; Muridae.
GUGAAUCAGAGUCCUGUGCGGACACAAGCAAAGCUUCUCCUGGAAUAAAUCAUCUGACAUCAGAUCCUUCCCGUUGUCUGUACUGUUUCUGCUGCCCUGGAAACCAUGCAAGGACAGGAACAGACCACCAUGACAGUGGUUCCUGGAGUUGCUCUGUCUUCAAAGAAUUCUGUUAUGAAAUCACAAAUGUGGGAUGAGAAGAAAGAGAAAUUCUUGAAGGGGGAACCCAAAGUCCUUGGGGUUAUACAAGUUGUGAUUGCUCUCAUAAACGUCAGCUUAGGAAUAAUAAUUUUGAAAACUUUAUCUUCCGAACUACCCCUUUCAGUGAUCUCAAUGGUCCCAUUUUGGGGAUCAAUAAUGUUCAUUGUCUCCGGAUCCCUGUCCAUUGCAGCAGGAGUGAGACCUACAAAAUGCCUGAUCAUCAGCAGUCUAACUCUGAACACUAUCACAUCUGUAAUGGCUGCAAUUGCAUGCAUAAUGAGUGUAGUCAGUGUGGUUGUGCGUUCACAUUCUUUGUAUGGUUAUAAUCAUACAAUCACCAAGGAUUUGGAUAUUUUGAUGUUAAUUUUUAACAUACUAGAAUUCUGCCUUGCUGUGUCCGUCUCUGCAUUUGGAUGUGAAGCUUCCUGUUGUAACUCCCGUGAGGUUCUUCUAGUGCUACCAUCAAAUCCUGUUGAGACAGUGAUGGCAUCCCCAAUGACACUUCAACCAUUGCUACCAUCAGAACACCAAGGGAAAAAUGUUCCAGGAAAUGUAUACAAGAACCACCCAGGAGAAAUAGUCUAGUUUUUAUGUGUGUGUGUGUGUGUGUGUGUGUGUGUGUGUGUGUGUGCGUGUGUGCGUGUGUGUGUGUGCAUGUUUGUGUAUGUGUGCAUUUCCCUAGGAUAUUAACACUUCAUUGCACUGGCUUUUGAGAUGAAUAUUAGAUUUACUGUAAGUAUGUAAGUCAAGCACUUAUUAGGUCAACAACACUUCAACAUAUUAUAUUCAUUGUAUGUACAAGGGGCAAUGAAUUUGCAAAGAUGUUUUGAAAGCAAACUGAAAAAAACAACCAACCAAACAAAAGACCUCUUAGUAAAAUGAGGUCUCUUUGCAAAGACUGAAAAACUGGAGUUCGCAUUUUUUUUGGGGGGGGGGGGCUUUUGCUAAAUAAGUAGAUUUAGAUGCUUUUGAUCAAGUACAAACUCAUAAAGUAUGUAAGAAAUUACUAAUGAUAGGAAACAAUUUUAAUCUC